UCUCCCGGGUGUUGUGCCGUGCCACGUUGUCUGGAAAUGGCUGGAAGCAUCCGAGGUCCUGAACGGAGGAUCGUCCUGAUGGGCAAAACCGGCAAUGGGAAGAGCGCGACGGGAAACACCAUCCUCGGGGGCCACAUCUUCGAAUCGAAGAUGUCUUUCGGUUCCGGCACCAAGUGUUGCCAAAGGGAGGAGACGAUGGUGAGCGGCCGGAAGGUGGUGGUGGUCGACACGCCGGGCUUCCUCGACACCGGGCAUCGCAAGUCAGAAACGGCGGCCGAAGUGAAGAAGUGCGUGAAGUUUUGCACCCCGGGCCCGCACGUCAUCCUGCAGGUAAUCCGCCCGGGCCGUUUCACCCAGGAGGAGGAAGAGGUGGCUCAGCUGAUCAAGGAGAUCUUCAGCCUCAACGCCAAGAAGUACAUGAUCCUCCUGUUCACCCGGAAGGAGGACCUGGAAGGGAAGACGCUCGACCAGUUCAUCUCCGAGGGGAACUGCACCCUGAAGGAGCAGGUGUACCUGUGCGGGAAACGCUACCUGGCUUUCAACAACAAGGCCGAGGGGGCGGAGCGAGAGGCGCAGGUGGCCCAGCUGAUGGAGAUGAUUGAUGAGCUGGUGAAGAGGAACCGGAGUGCGCCUUGUUACACGGAGGAGAUGCUGGCGGCCGACAAGGAGAACUUCAAGAGCAGACUGGACCUUUCCUGGUUGUGUCCUUUCCUUUACGAUUCUCCCGGGUGUUGUGCCAUACGACGUCUGGAAAUGGCUGGAAGCAUCCAAGGUCCCGAACGGAGGAUCGUCCUGGUGGGCAAAACCGGCAACGGGAAGAGCGCGACGGGAAACACCAUCCUGGGAAGCACUGUCUUUAAAUCGAAGGUGUCUUCCGUUUCCGUCACCAAACGUUGCCAAAAGGAGGAGACGCAGGUGAACGGCCGGAAGGUGGUGGUGGUCGACACGCCCGGCUUCCUCGACACCAGGUGUUGCAAGUCAGCAACGGCGGCCGAAGUGAAGAAGUGCGUGAGCUUUUGCACCCCGGGCCCGCACGUCAUCCUGCAGGUGAUGCACCUGGGCCGUUUCACCCAGGAGGAGCAGGACGUGGCUCAGCUGAUCAAGGAGAUCUUCAGCCUCAACGCCAAGAACUACAUGAUCCUCCUGUUCACCCGGAAGGAGGACCUGGAAGGGGAGGCGCUCGACCAGUUCAUCUCCGAGGGGGACCGCGCCCUGAAGGAGCAGGUGAAACUGUGUGGGGACCGCUACCUGGCUUUCAACAACAAGGCCCAAGGGGCGGAGCGAGAGGCGCAGGUGGCCCAGCUGAUGGAGAUGAUUGACGGGCUGGUGAAGGAGAACCGGGACGCGCCUUGUUACACGGAGGAGAUGCUGGUGGCCGACAAGGAGAGCUUCAAGAGCAGACUGGACCUUUCCUGGUUGUGUCCACUUCUUUAAGGGACGCCGGAAAAAAUCUCCAUGACGGCAACUCUGGAAAGGGUCCCUGCUCUGCUACUCCCUCCCU
Molecule: messenger RNA, 1501 nt
Organism: Protobothrops mucrosquamatus (brown spotted pit viper)
Lineage: Eukaryota; Metazoa; Chordata; Lepidosauria; Squamata; Viperidae
Product: GTPase IMAP family member 8-like
Exons: 4
Coding region: 37-1434 (465 amino acids)
Molecular function (GO): GTP binding
Source: RefSeq, a predicted model, not a curated record